UGGUCUAUGUUCAUCUCUGUUCUAACUCAUUUCUGAAAUGUAAUCAUUUUUGUAUAGAAAUUUCGUGACUAGCAAAUUUCGAAUGUUAGUGAUUCACUCCUUUACUUCGAUGGACGUAACAGUCAAGGGCGAGAUUCUGUGUUGGAAUAACAGCUAACGAUCUCGAUAGCUAUUUAAUGUGGUGUACAGAAUCUUGCUACAGGAGUGGUUGAAAGGAAUUAGCAUUUCAUUGAGUGAAUAUUGAGAGAGGUGUCUGUGCGAUUUGGAAAGAAAUAAUAGCCGAAUAUAGGAACACUUUUAUUUACUUAUCAACGUCGUUAAAAAAAAUGUGCAGUUUUGAGUAUUUAAGUUUGGCCGAUUCAAAGUUCUUUGGAUAAGGUACUAAAAAGUUACUAAGAGUAUUCUCAAUUAUAUGGAGACAUGGAGUUUCCAGAUUUGGGUGCACAUUGUUCUGAAAGCACUUGUAAUCGCUUGGACUUUUUAUCAUUGAAAUGUGACGCCUGUGAAGGAAUUUUUUGUACCGAUCAUAUAUCGUAUAUAAAUCACUCCUGUCCUAGUGCAUACAAGAAGGAUGUACAAAUACCUGUUUGUCCUCUGUGCAAUGCUCCAGUUCCUUCAAAACGAGGAGAUCCACCAGAUUUGGCUGUAAAUUUGCACAUGGAUAAUGAUUGUAAAUCAGAUUUUGGGAAGACUCGUCGGAAAGUGUUCAUUAAUAAAUGUUCUACGAAAGGUUGCAAAAUCAAAGAAAUAGUUCCAGUAAGAUGCAGUGACUGUGGACAGAACUUCUGUCUAAAGCAUAGACAUCCUACAGAUCAUGGUUGUGAAGGAAAGGAUGAAACGAUCAGAUUGAAAAGGACAGAAGCUUUAAACAGACAAUCUAAAAUCAAAAGGCAACCUAAUAAUACCGAUAAUGCAAGAACCUUUAGGAACCUUCAGGGAACGAUAAGCGAAGACGAAGCUUUGGCUAGGGCUUUACAAGCAUCGUUGCAAGAUGAAGACAGAACUCGAAGACAAGAAUUACAACCGGUACCUUCAGGAAGUCGAGAUAGAUGCAGGCUUUCUUAACUUCUUUCUUGAGGAUAUUUUUGAACUUGUCAGAAGCUGUUUCACAUUCUUCCUAUUUAUUAUUAAGCACAAUGAACUGAAUUUCUUCUACUUUAUAGAUAUAGAGUUGGUGCUUGUAAAAUUUUUAUCUUCAUAUUCAUGAUAAACUAAAAAAAAAAACAUUUAAUGUUAGCACAAAUCUAGUUUCUGAAAUUGCUUUGACAUCUGAAAUUAAUAAAAAUGAAAGAGCACUGUAUAGGCAGUGUCAACGUAGAGUGCCUUAAUAGGACAAUUUAUCUCGUAUAUAGAUGUAAAGAUCAUUGUUUAUUGUUCUAAGUGUAUGGAGCAUCAGCAAAAAGUGUCCGAAAUAAUAAUGGUCCGUUUGGACGAACAAGAUUUGUCUAGAUUUUCAAGUAUAUCUUUAGGUAGUUUGUUAAUUAAUAUGUUUAUAUUGGGCAGAAUUUGCUUACAUCGUCAAUUACUACUGAUACAUGCUAUUAAAUCAUAACGAUUUUGGUGUACUGACAAACAAUAAUUACAUAAUUAAGCAAUUUUAUAUCGUAAAAUGUUUGUACAUUAUAUAUUUAGUAAGCCCAUUUUUGUCUAUUAGUUAUGCAGAUAGCUACAUGGAAAGUGUAUUGUAUUAUGAUUGUAUUGUACCUUGGAAAUGAAAGAACUUAUUAAUGCUUCAAAACUUGGUACAUAUAUCCAGUUUUUAUAAAUAUCAAAGAUUUAUCUUUGGUCUUCUUACAUAUCAUAUCAAGUACAAUAAAAGCUUUGUAGGUUCUUUUGUAAUUCAUUAGACAGUUUGGUGAUAAUUAAUUCUUUCAUCUUUACUUUUUACUUUACAUCUACACUUUUUAAUAAUAACUUAUAUGUACAUUCCUGACGUAUUUAUUAAUAAAAAAUGUAAUUUCUAAUGUAACUCACUUUAUCUGCUUUGUAAAUAUACAUUAUAAAUGGA
This is a messenger RNA of Orussus abietinus, 2008 nucleotides long. RefSeq names its product AN1-type zinc finger protein 2A. Gene Ontology annotation, biological process: protein targeting to ER; proteasome-mediated ubiquitin-dependent protein catabolic process. Gene Ontology annotation, cellular component: endoplasmic reticulum; cytoplasm. The coding region runs from base 421 to 1065 and encodes 214 amino acids. Gene Ontology annotation, molecular function: zinc ion binding. The transcript is spliced from 2 exons. The record is from RefSeq and is a predicted model, not a curated record. Lineage: Eukaryota; Metazoa; Arthropoda; Insecta; Hymenoptera; Orussidae.